This is a messenger RNA of Mandrillus leucophaeus (drill), 2835 nucleotides long. It is a transcript of the gene ARHGAP22, whose product is annotated as Rho GTPase activating protein 22. Gene Ontology annotation, molecular function: GTPase activator activity. Lineage: Eukaryota; Metazoa; Chordata; Mammalia; Primates; Cercopithecidae. The transcript has 10 exons. Gene Ontology annotation, cellular component: focal adhesion. The record is from RefSeq and is a predicted model, not a curated record. Gene Ontology annotation, biological process: activation of GTPase activity; signal transduction. The coding region runs from base 336 to 2477 and encodes 713 amino acids.
AGCUUGGACAGCCACGCCUGCGCCCAGGCCAGGCAGAGGAACUGCCCCGCCCUGGUCCAGUGAUUGAUCAGCAGUGAUUACUGAGGCUUUAAUGGUCCGCUUGGAUGGGAAUUAAUUCUGGGAUGGAUAAAUAAUGCAUCGAGGUUUAUGUAGUCCAAGGCGAGCCGUCCGUCCGGAGCCGGGAGAGGUAGCCGAGGGAGCCUGACGGGUGACGCCAGCGGCCAUGGGGCCCCGAGCGAGCAGGGCAUGAGGGGCGACUGGGCGCGCGGACGAGCAAAAGCAAGUGGAUGACAGCAUGAUCGGCCCCGCGGGGCUGGCCGGACGGCUGCAAGAACAUGCUGAGCCCAAAGAUCAGGCAGGCCAGGAGGGCCCGCUCCAAGAGCCUGGUGAUGGGGGAGCAGAGCCGGAGCCCCGGGCGGAUGCCAUGCCCUCACAGGCUGGGCCCCGUGCUGAAGGCGGGCUGGCUGAAGAAGCAGAGGAGCAUCAUGAAGAACUGGCAGCAGCGCUGGUUUGUGCUGCGUGGGGAUCAGCUUUUCUACUACAAGGACAAAGAUGAGAUCAAGCCCCAGGGAUUUAUUUCUCUACAAGGGACACAGGUGACCGAACUUCCUCCUGGCCCCGAGGACCCAGGGAAGCACCUCUUUGAGAUCAGUCCAGGUGGUGCCGGGGAGCGGGAGAAGGUGCCGGCCAACCCCGAGGCGCUCCUGCUCAUGGCCAGCUCCCAGCGUGACAUGGAGGACUGGGUGCAGGCCAUCCGCCGGGUCAUCUGGGCCCCGCUGGGCGGAGGUACUGCCCGUAGAUCGCAUGCCCACCCUCUAGAACCCUUGCCUCCAGGGAUCUUUGGGCAGCGCCUGGAGGACACAGUCCACCACGAGCGGAAGUAUGGCCCCCGCCUGGCGCCCCUACUGGUGGAGCAGUGUGUGGACUUCAUCCGGGAGCGCGGGCUCACUGAGGAGGGGCUGUUCCGCAUGCCGGGCCAGGCCAACCUGGUGAGGGACCUGCAGGAUUCCUUCGACUGUGGGGAGAAGCCACUGUUUGACAGCACAACAGACGUGCACACGGUGGCCUCCCUGCUGAAGCUCUACCUGCGGGAGCUCCCCGAGCCUGUGGUCCCCUUCGCCAGGUACGAGGACUUCCUCAGCUGCGCCCAGCUGCUCACCAAGGACGAGGGGGAGGGCACUCUGGAGUUGGCUAAACAAGUGAGCAACCUUCCUCAGGCCAAUUACAACCUGCUCAGAUACAUCUGCAAGUUUCUGGAUGAAGUUCAGGCAUACUCAAAUGUCAACAAGAUGAGUGUCCAGAACCUGGCAACCGUUUUUGGACCUAACAUUCUGCGGCCACAGGUAGAGGACCCAGUAACCAUCAUGGAAGGCACUUCCCUCGUCCAGCACCUGAUGACUGUCCUUAUCCGCAAACACGGCCAGCUCUUCACGGCACCGGCCCCGGAAGGGUCCACCUCCCCGCGCAGGGGCCCGCAAUGUGCAGUGGGGUGGGGCUCCGAGGAGGUCACCAGAGACAGCCAGGGAGAGCCCUGCGACCCCGGCCUGCCCGCGCACAGGACCUCUUCCCUGGAUGGGGCGGCCGUGGCGGUGCUCUCCAGAACAGCCCCCACGGGACCGGGGAGCCGGUGCAGCCCUGGGAAGAAGGUGCAGACCCUGCCCAGUUGGAAGUCCUCCUUCCGUCAGCCGGGAUCCCGAUCGGGAAGCCCGAAGGGGGGCGGCGCGUCCCUGGAGGUGCCCAUCAUCUCCUCCGGCGGGAACUGGUUCAUGAACGGGUUGUCCUCUCUGCGUGGCCACCGCCGGGCCUCAUCGGGAGACCGGCUCAAGGACUCGGGCUCCGUGCAGAGACUCUCCACUUACGACAAUGUGCCCGCGCCGGGCCUGGUGCCCGGCAUACCCAGCGUGGCCAGCAUGGUGUGGUCCGGGGCCUCCAGCGAGUCGUCGGUGGGGGGCUCGCUCAGCAGCUGCACGGCCUGCCGCGCCAGCGACUCGUCCGCCCGCAGCUCCCUGCACACCGACUGGGCCCUGGAGCCGUCCCCGCUCCCCAGCAGCAGCGAGGACCCCAAGUCCCUGGACCUGGACCACAGCCUGGACGAGACGGGGACGGGUGCCAGCAACAGCGAGCCAAGCGAGCCGGGCAGCCCCACCCGAGAGCACGCGCGCCGCUCCGAGGCCUUACAGGGGCUGGUCACUGAGCUCAGGGCCGAGUUGUGCCGCCAGCGGACUGAGUACGAGAGGAGUGUGAAAAGAAUCGAAGAAGGGAGUGCUGACCUGAGAAAACGAAUGUCUCGGUUAGAAGAAGAACUGGACCAGGAAAAGAAAAAAUACAUCAUGCUGGAAAUAAAGCUGCGGAACUCUGAGCGGGCACGGGAGGAUGCGGAGAGGAGGAACCAGCUGUUGCAGAGGGAAAUGGAAGAGUUUUUUUCAACCCUAGGAAGCUUGACUAUUGGGGCAAAAGGUGCCAGGGCCCCAAAGUAAAAGGAAUGGCAGAGCUUACUUCUGUGCCACGUCUGCUGGUCUCCAGCCAUGCACGGAGUCAGAAGCCUCUGUAUCUCUGGAGCAGCCAGGCGCUCUGGAACCAGCUGGAGAGAGAGAUCCUGAUACCUCUGUGGGGACUGUUGGGACCCCACACACUCCAGGUGGGAUCAGAUGCUGCUCCAACCAUGCAGCUCCUGGUGAGGGUCAGAAGGGGACAGUACCAAGAGUAGCGCUUAGCCCUUACCCAGGAAAUGUCCUUCAUGGCCACAGAAAGGAAGGGCACCCACCAUUUCUGCCACAGGAUCCAGGCAGCCACUGGGAGCAGUUAGCUUUCUUUAUUAAAUGCGCUCACAAAGCA